AAUACACCUUGCUUUGUGUCAGUGUCACUGAACUCUAUAGAGUACAAAGUGUAGUGCUUUGUGUUUAUCCUGUGGUUUUGAAUUUUAAUAUCAAUAGUAAUUAUUGUUUAUUAACAAGUAAUUACUUUUUUUUUUCUAUUAUUCCAUUAUCGAUUUAUGAUUAUAAGCUCUAGUGAUUCUACACAAUUGUUUCAAACAUCUUCGAAGAAGUUCUAUUGACUGCGUACAUCCAGAAAAUAAAGGUCUUGGUAACUCUAUAAUACAAAAUGCCAUUGAACGAGACUGUUAUUCUCCUUAACAUUAUAGAACCAAUUACAUCAAUUAACUAUAUUAGGGAAGUAUUGUUUCCUCAUGUGGUCAGUAUCUUACAGGAUUACGUAAAAAACCACAAGGGAAAAUAUAAGGAUGAUGAGAGCUAUCAACAAUAUUUAAAAUCAUGGCAUGUACAAACAUUUGAAAAUUCCAUAACUGUACCAAUAUCUCCAGGCGAAAAAAUGAAGUCUAUCAUUAGUAAUAAUUUUAGACCAUGGAAGAUGAGUGACUCAAGGCUAAUUUGCUGUAUGGAUAAUUAUGUUAUUAACAUGUGGAACCUUGGAUAUGAAACUGGUCUUAUAAAAGGUUAUAUAUAUGAAGAUGUAUUACCUGUUUUAAAAAAGCUAACUGACAUGGGUAAAAAAAUAUGCACUUACUCUUGUUUUAAAACAACACUUCAAGAGAAUUUUUUUAAAUAUACAGACUAUGGAGAUGUGUCUGGUGUAUUUUCAAAAUAUUUUGAUAUUAAUUUGGGACCAAAAGACUCUGAAACCACCUAUAAAGAUAUUGCUAAUAAAUUAAAUGUAAACUGUAGCGAUAUUUUAUUUUUAACUAACGUAAUUGCUGAUGCUGAAGCAGCUUUAAAAGCCGGCUGUAAUUCAGUUCUUUUGGUAAGACCCAGUAACUUUCCACUGGAUCCUGAGAAAAGUUCAAAGUUUAGAAUUAUAAAGACACUAGAUGAAUUAUUGUAAAUUAAGUAGUAACACAAAUUCAUUUUGAUAUCAUUAAAAUUGUAAAAGCAUAAAUACAUACUAUUCAUUACAAAUGUAAUAUUUAUAUUUUAUUAACUUUUC
Messenger RNA from Rhopalosiphum maidis (corn leaf aphid), 1106 nucleotides. RefSeq names its product enolase-phosphatase E1-like. The transcript has 2 exons. The record is from RefSeq and is a predicted model, not a curated record. NCBI's taxonomy places the organism in Eukaryota, Metazoa, Arthropoda, Insecta, Hemiptera, Aphididae. Gene Ontology annotation, molecular function: acireductone synthase activity. Bases 267 to 1004 code for a protein of 245 amino acids.